Molecule: messenger RNA, 3797 nt
Organism: Prinia subflava (tawny-flanked prinia)
Lineage: Eukaryota; Metazoa; Chordata; Aves; Passeriformes; Cisticolidae
Gene: ANKRD13C
Product: ankyrin repeat domain 13C
Exons: 13
Coding region: 137-1639 (500 amino acids)
Biological process (GO): protein retention in ER lumen
Cellular component (GO): cytoplasm
Molecular function (GO): signaling receptor binding
Source: RefSeq, a predicted model, not a curated record
UCUCGCGAGAGCGGCGGCCGAAGAUGGCGGCGCGGAGCCGAGGCCCGUGAGGCGCGGGCGGAGCUGCGGCCGCUCCGGGGGCUCCGGGCGGGACCGGCCCCGCGGGCUCCGAGCGCUCCGGGCGCUCCCGCCGGCCAUGACCGGCGAGAAGCUCCGCUCGCUGCGCAGGGACCACAAGCCCAGCAAGGAGGACGGGGACCUGCUGGCGGCCGGCGAGGACGAGGCGGCCGCGGCGCCCGGGGGCGCCUUCACGGGCGGGAAGGGCGGGCGGGCCGGGGGGCACCGCGGGCCCGGCGCGCACCGGCACCGCCCGCCGGCCCGGGCCGCCCCCGCCGGGCCCGAGCGCGGCCCCUUCCCCGUGCACGAGUGCGUGUUCAAGGGGGACGUGCGGCGGCUCUCGGCGCUCAUCCGCACGCAGGGCAUCGCCCAGAAGGACAGUCACGGAAACACUCCUUUACAUCUUGCUGUGAUGUUGGGACAUAAAGAAUGUGCCCACCUGCUUUUAGCCCACAAUGCUCCAGUAAAGGUGAAAAACGCUCAGGGAUGGAGCCCUCUGGCCGAAGCCAUCAGCUAUGGAGACAGACAGAUGAUUUCAGCACUCCUGAGGAAGCUCAAGCAGCAGUCCAGGGAAAGUGUUGAAGAGAAGCGACCUCGGUUAUUAAAAGCCCUGAAAGAGCUAGGUGACUUCUAUCUAGAGCUUCACUGGGAUUUUCAAAGUUGGGUGCCUUUACUUUCCCGAAUUCUGCCUUCUGAUGCAUGUAAAAUACACAAACAAGGUAUAAAUAUCAGGCUGGACACAACUCUGAUAGACUUUACUGACAUGAAGUGCCAACGAGGGGAUUUAAGCUUCAUUUUUAACGGUGACGCCGCGCCCUCCGAAUCUUUUGUAGUUUUAGACAAUGAGCAAAAAGUUUACCAGCGAAUACACCACGAGGAAUCGGAGAUGGAGACAGAGGAGGAGGUUGACAUUUUGAUGAGCAGUGAUAUUUACUCUGCCACCUUAUCCACCAAAUCCAUCACGUUCACACGGGCCCAGACCGGGUGGCUCUUCAGGGAGGACAAAACCGAAAGAGUAGGAAACUUCCUGGCAGAUUUCUACUUGGUGAAUGGGCUUGUGCUGGAAUCCAGGAAAAGAAGGGAACAUCUCAGUGAGGAGGACAUCCUUCGGAAUAAAGCAAUCAUGGAGAGCCUGAGCAAAGGGGGCAACCUCAUGGAGCAGAAUUUUGAGCCCGUGCGCCGGCAGUCGCUGACGCCGCCGUCCCCCAACACCAUCUCGUGGGAGGAGUACAUCUCUGCAGAGAGCGGCAAAGCUCCUCACCUGGGCAGGGAGCUGGUCUGCAAGGAGAGCAAGAAAACCUUCAAAGCCACGAUAGCAAUGAGCCAGGAAUUCCCCUUAGGAAUCGAAUCGUUGUUGAAUGUCUUAGAAGUCAUUGCACCCUUCAAGCACUUUAACAAACUUAGAGAAUUUGUUCAAAUGAAGCUUCCACCAGGCUUUCCUGUCAAGUUAGACAUCCCGGUGUUCCCCACCAUCACGGCCACUGUGACCUUCCAGGAGUUCCGCUACGACGAGUUCCACGACUCCAUCUUCACCAUUCCCGACGACUACAAGGAGGAUCCCAGCCGCUUCCCGGACCUCUAGCGGGGCUGGGAGCCUCCUGGGGACUGUCCCCGCCUGCAUCCCAGGGAAAGGGAACGGCUGCACCCCGGCAGGGCACAGCAGGGGCAGGGCUGGGCCGCAGCAAAGGGAAGGAGCAGCGGCGCGGAUGUGCUGGCGCUGCCCCGGGCACCCAGCCCCUCCAGCUCCCCAGAGCCUGCUGCUGCCAUCCCCGGGGCACAGCCAGGCCUGGCCUGGGAGCUGCCACCCCCAGCUGGCAGGAGCUGCUGCUGGUUUUUAAAUUUUUUACACUUGUGGUGAUCCACGAGGCGCUGCUGGACCUUGGCACCGAGCUGGGCCCGGGGCUGGGGGUGAGCCCCCGUCCUUGCCGUGCUCCCUGUUCCCUGAGCUCACAGCUCAGCCACAGAAUGUUGGGAGGUAUCCUGAAGGAAUGCCUUGGCUGUAGAUGAAUGAACCAAAUGGGCACCAUUGACACUUGGAUUUCCUCCUGCACCCCAGGGCGCAGCCAGCUGUGCUCUGCAGGGAGCACCGGCCCUGCUGCUGCUGUCCCUGCCUGAUCCCUCCAUUCCCUCUUCCCUCCCUGCUCUCUGCUCCCUGCCGGGCUCCCUGUGGCUUGGGGAGCACCCCAGGGCUGCCUGGCCACCAGUGUCACCUGCUGGUCCUUUAUUGGACCCUCACCUGGAGAGGUGUCCCAGAAAGGCCGAGCACCACCAGGUCAGUCUGUUGUGCCCUCAGCAGCCUGCAGAGCUGGGCUGCACAGAGGCACUGGGAAAGCUCAGGCACUGCAGCGUUCCCUGCAGGAGCAGCGUUCCCUGCAGGAGCAGCGUUCCCUGCAGGAGCAGCAUUUCCUGCAGGAGCAGCGUUCCCUGCAGGAGCAGCGUUCCCUGCAGGAGCAGCGUUCCCUGCAGGAGCAGCUUUCCUUGCACGUGGGGUCGUUGUGGUGCUCACGGGCAGCUUUCACUGGGGUGUUCCCACGUUCAUUUCCUGCCUCUUUGUGUUUUAAUCAGAAAAUCCCAGACUGGUUUGGGGUGGGGAGACCUUAAAGCUCAUCUUGUCCAGCCCCCCUCCAUGGAUGUUUCAGUACUCCAGCUCCUUGAGCUGAUUCCCAUUCCCAGUGGUUCCAGUCUCCCCAUCUAAUAAUAAUCCACCUUUUUGGGGCUUGUUAGGCAAGAUUUGUGCAGAAGGCUGAUGGUGCUAUUUGUUUGUAUGAAGAAAUUUAGAUUCAAGUGCUGUGGUGUCAUUGUACAAAAAUGUAAAUAUUUUCCAAAUUAUAUUCUUUGUGCACUGUAGGUAAAACUUUUUCUGGAAUUCCAUAGAGUUAAGGAACAAAGUUUAUAAUGAAGAGGAGCAGCUGUGCUGAGCAGAGGGACAAGGGAGGGGCUCAGCACAGGGCAGGGUGUCAGGCACACCUGGGAGCAGGGGAUUCCAAACUGCUGGAAUCUCUGAUCCAUCCCAAAGAGGCUGCUCGGGGGAAGGACAUGGAGGAGGCCCAGGGAGUCACUGUCAGCAAAGUCCAGGAGCACUGGAGUGGGAGGGUGGGGUUGGUCCUUUCCUCUGCACCUGGGGAACGGGGGAGCACUGGGAAAUGAGGGAAUAGGGGAGCACUGGGACAGGGGAGCACUGGGACAGGGGAGCAGUGCAGCUUUGUUGUUAAUUCUAACUCAAAUCCAAAAUAAAACCUUAGGGAAAACAAGCAAAGGGAAAUGACUCCUGUGUCAGGGCAGGUGUGGAGCAUCCUGUGGGAAUGAUGGAACUUGUUCUCCCGAGUAGUGAUGAAUUCCUGCUGUGUUCCACACCUCUGGGAUGAACUGACACCGGCUGUGCUGCUCCGGGGACAGACUGGGAAUAUCUGUGGGGCUGAGCUGGAGCUCGGAUCGGUGCCUGGGGGGCAGCACAGGGCUCUGUUCCCCCCCUGGGGUCCCUUCAGGGUGUUUUGUGUAGCUGCAGGAUCUGUGCCGGGGUGGGGCCAGAGCUGGUGCUGUACAGGGCCCCCCAUUCCUUGGGAAUUCCAGUGGAGGUGAGAGGUCCCCCCCAAGGUGAAUGUCAGAGCUCCCUUUCCUCGUGGAUUUGUGUUUCUUUGCACUUUUGGUUAUCCCAAAUUCAUCCCUGGCUUCAUGGAAGCGUCGCUGGGGCUGUGGGGCCUGGGCAGCGCAGCCAGGAUGGAUCCCAGGGUGGAUCCUGG